This is a messenger RNA of Branchiostoma floridae (Florida lancelet), 4657 nucleotides long. Its product is annotated as deleted in malignant brain tumors 1 protein-like. Gene Ontology annotation, cellular component: membrane. The transcript has 28 exons. NCBI's taxonomy places the organism in Eukaryota, Metazoa, Chordata, Leptocardii, Amphioxiformes, Branchiostomatidae. The coding region runs from base 101 to 4471 and encodes 1456 amino acids. The record is from RefSeq and is a predicted model, not a curated record.
CUUCCUCGGCCUUCAGUCGACAGUUAUCAAACUCUCUGGCUGGGCUUCAGACGUCCCUUCUGUGCAUGUUCCAUUGCUGAGAACACGCAAGAGGAUUGAAAUGGCUCCGACAAUGGGCACGCUCUGGCUGAUGAUUCUCGCAGCAAGCGGUGUACUAGCAACAAAAAAAGAUAUACCCGUGGAGUUGGAGAGGGCUGAGCGACAAUCGAUUCCUAUUGCCUGCAAUGGGCAGUUCACGAAUGUGACCAGCGGUACAAUCGAGAGUCCGUACUACCCCAACGACUACUACAAUGGCGCCCUCUGUCUGUGGUACGUCAUCGUGUCGCCAGGCGCCAUCAUCGAGCUGGCACUGUACGAUUACUCCAUAGAGAGCGGGUGGGACUUCCUGUACAUCUACGAUGGAGGCAGCCUCGCUUCACCUUUGAUUGCCACUAUCACGGGAACUGGAGCCACUGAGAUCUACAACACCACUUCUAACGUAGCUCUCCUGAAGUUCCAAUCAGAUGGAAGCGUCACCGACAGAGGGUUCCAUUUGGACUUCGUCGAGAGGUUCUACCAAGACGCGCCACCAACUGGCAGCCCUGACACCUUCAACUCAGGUUGCCCCAACUCGAGGAUCUACAGUUCAGAGGGGUACAUCAGCUCCCCUGGUUACGCCGCCGGCUACCAGAACUACACCGAGAACCUGAACUGCGUCUGGGAGAUCGUCAACCCCUUCGGCGCCACCUUCAACCUCUGGUUCGUAGCGUUCGACCUGGAGUGCGAAAGAGACUACCUGAACGUCUACACUGGUGCCAACCAGCAUAGAUACUCCUGCGAAAUGGACCCCAUGUACGGGUGUAACAUCACAACAACCGGGCCCACGGUCACCAUCGAGUUCACCUCGGACGAUACCGUCAACAACAGAGGAUUUUUCAUCGGAUACGAGAGUUCGAAGUACACCGACCUACAGGAGACACAACCACAGCAUACCAGCAGCGAUCCUUGGCCCGGGUAUGCCUGUCAAAUUGAGCCACCAGAGGAACCUGACUGUUACACCGGAGACGGCCGUGACUACCGUGGACGGGUGAACGUGACCGAGAACGGGUACACGUGCCAGCGCUGGGACGUGCAGGUACCGCACUACCACGUCUACAGCCCCGACAGGUUCCCUCAGUACGGGCUGGAGGAGAACUACUGCCGUAACCCCGGCAACGGCUACAAGCCCUGGUGCUACACAACGUCCCCUAGCGUCAGGAUCGAGUACUGCGACGUCAGGGAGUGUGCCGACUUUACGACUCCAGCACCCGGGUUCGAGGCUCCCCCUCGCUGGAAUAACACUGGCGUCAACAAUACUUUCACAGAAUGUGGAGGAACGCUGUAUCUCGAUGCCGGGUUCAUAGACAGCCCGGGUUUCGGUGUCAUGAGAUACCCUGACAACGCCAGGUGUGAAUGGACCAUUAUCGACCCGCACGACUGGGGCUUCAGGCUGAUUCUGGAAGACGCCAGCAUGGAGUGUGGCUAUGACUCCGUCACAAUUUACGACGGAGCUGCCAAUGGCACGGAGCUUGCAAGCUACUGUACUGCUGAUACCUGUGCCAUCGAGACCACACAAUCAACCGUCACCGUGGUCUUCAAUUCGGACGCUAGCAUUACAGGCCGCGGGUUUAGACUAAGAUUUGGAAGUCUGUACAUCCCAAAUGUCUUUCCCGCGUUCCCGAUUGCGGGCUUCCCCUCGUGUACCAGCAUCGUCGACUUGGGUUUGACACCUCCAGCCCCCACACCGUCUCUAGAUGAAGUUCAGGUCAUCUUGGUGGACGGUAACGGGAUCAACAGCGGUCUUGUUGAGAUCUUCUACGACGGCCAAUGGGGAAGCAUCUGUGACGACGAGUUCGACAAGGCCGACGCUGACGUCAUCUGUCGCCAACUCGGCUUCAGCGGAGCCGACGCUUUCUACGGAGAUGCCUACUUCAACGAGGGCCACGGACCGAUCUGGCUGGACGAUCUCGCCUGCACUGGAGACGAGAACCUCAUCACGGAGUGCGCUCACCCAGGCUGGGGCGUCCACAACUGUCAGCACAAGGAAGACGUAGGAGUGGUCUGUGCAGAGUUUCGGAUUCGUCUGGUCGACGGAGAUUUCGACCACGGCCGACUGGAGGUGUUCCAUGACGGCCAGUGGGGGACCGUGUGCGACGACAACUUCGGCAUUAACGAGGCCGACGUGGCGUGCAGGGAGCUGGGAUUCCCCGGCGCCGACCCGACCCAGCCGAUCGUUUCCUGGGGACCAGGCACCGGGCCCAUCUGGAUGGACGACGUGAAGUGCUCCGGGACCGAGCCUUCUCUUGAGUACUGUGACCAGAGGGGGUGGGGAAGCCACAACUGUGAUCACAGCGAGGACGUCGGACUCAUCUGUGAUGCGCCAGUCACAACAACGGAAAUGCAGCCAACGACGAUUCCGCAGACCACCUUGUAUCCUGACAACGGCAUCAUCACAUUCUCUGGUUUCAGUGUGAGGCUUUCUUCCGGAGGACCGAACUACGGCAGGGUUGAGGUUCUGGUGAACGGGACCUGGGGUACCGUCUGUGACGAUAGAUUCGGCGCCGACGAGGCCAGGGUGGUCUGCCAAGAGCUCGGUUUCCGUGACUACAUCAGCUUUGAUGGGGGCGCGCACUACGGCCUGGGGACCGGGCCGAUAUGGAUGGACGACGUCCAGUGUACCGGCUACGAGCCGUCUAUUCAGUUCUGCCAGCACCGUGGAUGGGGCGUGGAAAACUGUGGCCACCACGAGGACGUUGGCGUCGAGUGCCAGGGACCGGAUAGGACCCUCAUCGACUGUGACUUCGACACGAACAGAUGCAACUUCACCGGUGAUGCUACAGCAGACUUUGAGUGGAGGCGCAGAGCCGGCAGAACGCCUUCUGCUUCGACUGGCCCAAGCUUUGACCACACAACUGGAAGCGGAUACUACAUGUACAUCGAAGCAUCAUCGCCCCGUCAGCCGGGAGACACUGCUCGCCUUGUGAGCCCCGUGCUCAAUGCAUACGGAACGCACUGCCUGCAGUUCGCCUACCAUCUGUACGGGGACAGCAUCGGUGAGCUGAAGGUCCUGGUCGGGUCUGAGGUUGUGUUCUUCCGGAACGCUAGUGAUGGAGACUUCUGGCAGGAAGCCAAAAUGGACGUCAGCCUGAACAACAAUCAGAUCACCUUUGAGGGUGUUGUCGGCAUCGGGUGGAGAGGAGACGUCGCCAUUGAUGACGUUCUCCUGUACAGUGGAUCUUGCCAGUCCAACGCCCCAAUAGCUACAACGCCUGCCUUGCCGGCCACAACCACAAUUCCAAGCGUCAUCAAUCUGGGAGACUACGAUAUCCGACUGGAAGAUGGCGGCUACAGCUACGGCAGGGUGGAGGUCAGGGUCAACGGGGAGUGGGGGACGAUCUGCGACGACGGCUUCGGCGAGCCCGAGGCGGCUGUGAUCUGUCGGGAGCUCGGCUUCGCCGGCGUGGAGGCCUUCUACCCCGGAGCGUACUACGGAGAGGGCACGGGCAAGAUCUGGCUGAGCGACGUGAAGUGCUCUGGUGACGAGUCGGCGAUCAGACAGUGCGGCCAUGCCGACUGGGGCGUGAACAGCUGCCUACAUGCGCAAGAUAUAAGCGUCGACUGUAAACAAGAGAUCGAAGUUCGUCUGGCUGACGGUGAUACCAACUACGGCAGAGUGGAGGUUAAGUACGACGGUCAGUGGGGCACGAUCUGCGACGACGACUUCGGCGAAUCCGAGGCCAGAGUGAUCUGCCGGCAACUCGGCUUCCCCGACUUCGAGACCUUCCACUACGGCGCGUACUACGGACCGGGGACGGGCCCUGUGUGGCUGAGCAACCUCCAGUGCAAUGGGUUCGAGACGAAUGUAGAGGACUGCAGUCACAGCGGCUGGGGCAUGAACCCACCCACCUGCACCCACCCACAUGACGUAUCCGUCGUCUGCCAGGGCUCAGUUUCAACCGGAAUUAGCAUUGACUGUGACUUCGAACAAGGCCUGUGCGGCUACUACAACUACAAGUUCACGCGCACCGAGGGGCCGACUAACAACGACACAACCUCAGGCCCAAGCGGAGACAGCAACACUGGAUCCGGAUACUAUGUGUACACCGAGUCGGCCGAACUGGCCCCGGGCGACGCCUCCUUCCUUCUGAGCCCCGUGGCGAGCUUGAACGUGCCGUCCCAAUCCUGCCUGCGGUUCUCCUACCACAUGUACGGGACAGACAUUGGAGAGCUGAAGCUGUACGUCCAGAACGGGUCCGGCAACUGGUACCAGCCGUUCGAUCGGUCUGGCGACCAGGGAGACGCCUGGAUCACGGAGAAUAUAGACCUGAACGCGCCCGUCGGCCAGGUUAUGUUCAUCGGCAUCCGUAAGAGUAUUGUUGGUGCUGGCCUCGCCGGAGACAUUGGCGUCGACGACAUCAGGCAUUACUGGGGACCAUGUAACCUUGCAAACUAAAGCGGCGCACAGCCGUCUGACCAGUACCGGCACAACAAGCUGUGGAAACUACUGACCGGCGCCCUGCAUCGCCAAAACAUCAACAACGUGUAACUUACCAUGAACUGAUAAUGUCCACUACAAUAAUAUUAUUUACGCCCCGGUUACCUACAGUAAACUUAAACGAAAUUUCUUUGCAAAAGUGAA